AUGAAAGAAAAGCUUGUUCUUUACAUUUAUAAUCUAAAUUAUAAAGUAAAAGUUAAAUGGAUAAAAUAUGAGUUAAAUAAAAUACUAUCACAAUAUUCCAAGUCUUAUGUUAUUAGAAUAAAUAAUAAAAUGCCUGGACAGGCUUUUAUAGAAUUUAAAAAUAAAACUCAUCUGACAUUGUGUCAUAAAAAAAUAAAUGGAAUGUUUUUACAUGAUAGAGAGCUUUAUACAAAUAUAAUAUAA
This is a messenger RNA of Vairimorpha ceranae, 243 nucleotides long. RefSeq lists its product as hypothetical. The record is from RefSeq and is a predicted model, not a curated record. NCBI's taxonomy places the organism in Eukaryota, Fungi, Microsporidia, Nosematidae. The transcript has a single exon. Gene Ontology annotation, molecular function: RNA binding. The coding region runs from base 1 to 243 and encodes 80 amino acids.